Myxocyprinus asiaticus (Chinese sucker) is the source of this 4396-nucleotide messenger RNA. Its product is annotated as transforming growth factor beta activator LRRC32-like. Gene Ontology annotation, molecular function: protein binding. The record is from RefSeq and is a predicted model, not a curated record. Bases 117 to 2126 code for a protein of 669 amino acids. The transcript is spliced from 3 exons. Lineage: Eukaryota; Metazoa; Chordata; Actinopteri; Cypriniformes; Catostomidae. Gene Ontology annotation, cellular component: plasma membrane.
GAAAAAGCAAACGUGUUUUCCUGCUUUGAAUCCCGAAUGACUGGCGGGGAAUCCCGGAAAAUGCCGUGGAAUCACUGGGAUUUGUUUUGACAUCAGUGUGUGAUGGAUGAAGAAGGAUGAACAGACGGAUACACAUUAUGGGGCCUUGUCUGUGGAUCCUGAUGCUCAUAGUGACUCACAUUACAGCGUUCAGACGUCCACGAGAUCUUUCACCCUGUCAAGUGUUCCAGGAAGAUGCCAACUGCAGUAAUCUGAACCUCACAAAAAUCCCAAUACAUCUGCCGGCCACCAUCCACACGCUCGAUCUGUCACGUAACCUUCUGCAGAACCUAACGGACGACGUCCUCCUGGCCUACUCCAGCAUUCAGCAUCUCAACCUUCACUCCAACAAGAUCCAGUUCAUCCAGCCGGGCCUCUUCCAGGCUUUGACCCGUCUGCAGGUGCUAGAUCUCUCCAGGAACUUUCUUGACCUUUACGCUGCUCUGAAAACACCCAUUGGGCCGCUCACUUCAGUACAGCGCCUCGAUCUCUCAGGAAAUGGGCUGUUUACUGAUAUGAGCGGCUACUUCCUGAAUGAUGCCCCAGCCCUUACCAACCUCUCAUUAGAUGGGAACAGCAUUACCAAAAUCUGCAGAGACACAUUUAAUGGAACUCAAGCUCUAAGAAACAUCGACCUACAUAAUAACGUUAUCAUAGAAAUCGAAGAAGGUGCGUUUGAGUCUUUGAGCAAUCUCUCUGAACUUGAUUUGUCCAUGAACUCCAUUUCUUGCAUCGUGGAUUUUAACCUCUUCCAGCUCAAAACAUUGAACCUGAGACAAAACAGCAUGACCAACUUCCAGACCAUCGACUCAGAGCUUGAGUUUGAGCUGCUGUACUUGGACUUGAGGGAAAAUAAGAUAAUCUACUUCCCUGUUCUGCCCCGGAAGAACAAGCUCAUAUAUCUGGACCUGUCCAGAAACCUCUUGAGAAGUGUGAACUGCUCAGGUUCUUUAGAAGAGCUGGAGAAUCUUAGGGACAGCGGGUAUCUAUUGACCGAUCAUGACAAACACAUUUCCUGCAUUAGUAAGAGGCAUCAAGAUCUACCGAGGUUGCUGUACUUGGACUUGAGUUACAACCAGCUCAAAUCAGUUCCCUCCUCGUUCUUUGGCAGUAUGGUGUCUUUGGAGACCCUCAACAUAAGCAAUAACUGUUUGGAGAGCUUCAGUGUGGACUCGGAAAGUCCUCUGAAUGCUCUUAAAACCCUGGAUAUCAGCUUCAACAACCUGCACAACCUGUCGUUCGGGGAGAGGACACUGGCUGCAUUGGAGGUGCUGCACCUGCAGGGGAAUGCUCUUAGCACGUUAGACGGCAGUAUCUUCUCAAGGCUGCCCAGCAUCCGCAGUCUCCAUCUUCAGCAGAACCAACUGAGCAUCUGUUCUUCUCAGUGGGGUCCAGCAAAAGACUGCAUCUCACUGUCUGGCAUCUCCACCUUGAGUUACUUGUACCUCUCCGACAACAACCUCUUAUCCGUUCCGCAGAGUGCGUUCCAGGGCAGUCCACUGCUCAUCCUGGACCUGUCUCUGAACCCUGGCAUGGAGGUCAGUCCUCUGUCACUCUCGGGUUUGGAGACCACCCUCUCUCAUCUGUCUCUGAGGGGAAACCAGCUCCAACGUCUACCCUUUGACUUUACCCUCUUCCGAAAACUUAAGUCGUUAGAUCUGUCAGUGAACCGGCUCUCAGGUUUGUCUCUGUGGAGCGGAGACUCUUCUGUUGAGUCGCUGAACUUGCAGAAUAACAGUCUGGUGACGCUCGCGCCCGACAUGCUGCAGAAAGCACUCAGGACUUUGUACGUGGGUUCGAACCCACUGAGCUGCUGUAGAAACCAGCACCUGCUCACCCUCCUACAGCAGGACAGACUGAUGGUGCCCGACAUCGCCGCCGUGACCUGCUGGUACACCAAAGACUCGGAAAACAUGGAGAUCAGUAUGAGCGCCGUGCAGCCGGAGCACUGCAAAUCUGUGAACGUAAAAGUGUUACUGAUUAGUGUGAUUGUUGUGUUAGUGUUAGGACUGCUGGUGUUGACUGUCAUCAUGAAACUCUUGUUUCACUCCAGAAGACACAGAUUCAACAGAGGCAUCAAAGCUUAAAGCAAAAUUGAAGGACAAAAGAGGAAAAAGAUACCGAAGCACUCUCACCUGACUGUGGUGCCGCAUGCAUGACUGCGACCAUGCGGGUUUCAGUAUGGAACGUAUGGGUCUCUGGAACAAAAUGUGCAAUGCAGAACAUUGAAUGUGUGGAGCAGAUCUUUGGACACAUUUAUGUCUGAUCACCUUCAUUUGCAUUCACAACAUUUUGACAUUGUAUUUGGUUUUAUAACACAAGGUAUUUAUGGUUCAUUGUGUUAUAAACAUGGUAUUUAUGGCACAAAAAUGCAUGCAGACUUUACUGAAGGAGCAUCAAGAAUCAACACACACAAAGAACAGACAUGAGAACCCAAAGAAUAGGAGUUUGGGGUCGUUCACAAUUCUUGCGUCCAAAAACAGAAUGCAGUGGUCUUGAGAAGUGUCUUUUAAAGGUUGUACUUCUUUUAACUUGACAUGGUGUCUAAAAAACAAAGUGCUCAAUGGUCAAAUAUGUCAGUCUAGUACAUGCUUACAUAGACCAACAAUAUUAAAACAAGUGCAGACCGCUGAAAGCAUGCGUAGGGUUGCCAACUUUACGCAACACGAAUGUGGGUCUUUUGAGCAUUUGGUUCAAUUAAAUAUGCCACCAUCCAAAAUAGGGUCCCUUAUUUUGCUGUUUCUAUACGGGACGUUUUGACUUCAUUUUACAUUUAUGCAUUUGGCAGAUGCUUUUAUCCAAAGUGACUUACAGUGCACUUAUUACUGGGACAAUCCCCCCAGAGCAAUCUGGAGUUGAGUGUCUUGCUCAAGGACACAAUGGUGGUGACUGUGGGCAUUGAACUGGCAACCUUCUGCUUACCAGUUAUGUGCUUUAGCCCACUAUGCCACCGCCACGCCAUUUUACUUCUUAAAUAUAAGACAAGAGGCAUCCCGUACAGGACAUCUUAAUUUUGGCCAAAAUGCAGGACAUCCCCGCUAAUACAGGACAGUUGGCAACCCUAGUCCCGUGUGAACGGCCCCCUAAACAGUAGCACUGAUCAGAAUGAACUAACAAGAGGUGAAAAUGAGACUAAAUGUCCUUUCUUUUAAUGAAGAAACAUAGAUAAUAAUGCAGUUAGGUAAAUGAAUGUAUUGUAGGAUAUAUUCAGUAAAAACUAUACACUUUCUGCUGUAUAUGCACUUUAAUGGUUGUGAUUUGAAAUAUUCUGCAAUAUUUAAAUAGUGCAAACACUAGAGAUAUGAGCAGUGUUCAGAGCAGUCGAGGUUAGUUUCAAUGGAUAGUUCUAGAGCUAGACACGUGGAGUGUUUUAAAUCUAAAUGUUUUUAUAAGUGUAUGUUGUGCAUUAGCAGAAGGCAUCUGAUUGGACUUGAGGAAGUGUUAUUGCAGGAACACCUGCAGUAAAGCAUGCAGCUUGUUUUCUCAGUUUGAGGGGCCGCAGGAUCACUUUCCUGUUGUUGAGCUUCAAUUCAGUUUCUUUAAAAAGACCUCACUUGGUGUCAGCUUGUGCAGCCAAAAUCAUUUCUUCAUUAUAACUUUACCAUCCUGAUAGCACACAUACAUCACUAUUUGAUGUGUAUGUUUACAUCUGGAAGAUGAUUUCAGAACAUCCAUAAGACAUUUCCUCUCAUAUGUCAAUAAGACAUUCAGCAGAUGUCUUUGAGAUGCUUAUGAUUUAGAAUGAUUGUAAAUCUGAUCUUUUCAAGAUGUUUAGCAGAUGUUUAUUAGAUUGUGAUGCUUUCCAGACAUCUCUGAGGUGUACCUGUGCUAUCUGGGUAGUUCCAUUCAAUUACGCUAAACUCAGAGACUGGCAUCAGGUCCACUCUGAGCGCAAACACACCCACCAGCCCUGGUGUUUGAUCAGUCGGCUCUUUUUUUUUUUUUUAGAUCUUUCCAGCGCGGUCAGAAAUAAGUUUGACCCUGGAGUCUAUAUCAGGCAUUGUGCAUUCACCGCAGAUAAAGAUAGGCAGGAAAUCCCUGUUGAGGGAACGUACAUCAUCACUGCAGAUAUUAAUAGCAGUUUGUUUCAUAGGCUGUUGACUCAGUAAUGAGAAACGCUUCCUCCUGUCAGUCUGAGUCACGGCCGCAUAGCCACGCCCCCUUCUGCUUUUCAACUACACACGACAGUCGCUCUGCAUGAUGAAACCAGCAAAGGUCACACACACACACGUACACACACGUCACACUUAUGAGCGCCACAACACAAAUACUAUAUGAACUAUUACCACAAUGUUUGUACAAUAAACUACUGUAUAAAAAUAUUUAUGAACUAUAUUUUUGUAAAUAAAAGGUCUAU